AUGAAUAUUCAAAUUUUUUAUUUCUUAAGACAAUGUAUUUAUGCCAACUCUAUUAUUGAAAUGUUUAAUAGAGAAAUCGGUGCUAGUUCAGGUGAUUGUUUAACAUCUAGAGACAGUAUCUAUAAUUUAACCACUGAGGAAGUAGAGAACAUCAAAGAAAAAAUUUGUAAACGACGAAACAUUGAAGAUUUUAAAAAUAAUUUAUGUUAUUACUUUAAAGAACCAAAUAAGGACAGAAUUAAAACAGAACUUAAAACUUUAUUUUCUGGUUUAAAUAAUUUAUUUUAUUUAAUUUUAGAUGAUAAAAAAAUGAAUAAUGAAGAUAUAAAAUCAUUAGAGAAAUUAGAAGAAGAGAUUUUUAAUUAUUUAGAAUUUAAAUUAAAAAAAGUUAUUAAUGAACUUUUUAACAACAGUAAUGAUAGUAAAGAAAUAAGAUUUUUUACAGAACUACUAAAACAUUGUUAUAAUGAGACAUAUGAUUUUAUUAAAUCAAAAAUAUUAGAAUGUUUGUUUAAUAAUGUAAAAACAGAAGUAUAUUAUAAUACAAAAAUUUCAAUGUGUAAAGUUUUUAUUAUGGGCUUGAUUAAUACAUCUAAAUAUUUUUAUUGUAUUGAAAGUGAUAACAUAGAAAGUUUAAAAUAUUAUAUCAUAAUUCAUGUAAGAAGAUUAAGUAAUAAUAAUUUUGAUUACAUCAAUCUUAUUCAUGUAAUCAUGCAAAUUUUUUAUUCGGAUAAAAAUGAAGAGGAACAAAACAAACUUGAUAUAAAAAUUCCAUUAUCUGAGUUUAAUUUACUCAUAAAAAAAUUUAAAGAGAAAAUCAAGGAUGCUAGAUGUAAAAAGAAAAUGUUUGGUAUUUCAAUUCCCGGAUGA
Molecule: messenger RNA, 870 nt
Organism: Hepatospora eriocheir
Lineage: Eukaryota; Fungi; Microsporidia; Hepatosporidae
Source: the annotation of a GenBank genome assembly